Empidonax traillii (willow flycatcher) is the source of this 1051-nucleotide messenger RNA. It is a transcript of the gene SHOX2, whose product is annotated as short stature homeobox 2. Gene Ontology annotation, molecular function: DNA-binding transcription factor activity, RNA polymerase II-specific; sequence-specific double-stranded DNA binding. Gene Ontology annotation, biological process: regulation of transcription by RNA polymerase II. NCBI's taxonomy places the organism in Eukaryota, Metazoa, Chordata, Aves, Passeriformes, Tyrannidae. Gene Ontology annotation, cellular component: nucleus. The record is from RefSeq and is a predicted model, not a curated record.
CCCGGGGAGCCGGGGCAGCGCGCCCCUGAGCCAUGGAGGAGCUCACGGCGUUCGUCUCCAAGUCGUUUGAUCCCAAAGCCAAGGAGAAGAAGGAGCUCAUCACCUACCGCGAGGUGCUGGAGAGCGGGCCCCUGCGCGGCCCGCGGGAGCCCGGCGGGGCGGCGGCGGAGCCGGGCCGGGAGGACACGGGCAGCCCCGCGGCGCGCGCAGCCGGCGGCGGGGCCCGCAGCGGCGGCGGCGGAGGCGGCCUAGCGCGGCCCGGGCGGGCAGGCCGCGCUCCGGCUGUCCCGGCCCCGGGGGGCUCCCACCGCAUCCCCCCGGGCAGCGGCGGGUGCGGGAUGAGCCCCCGGACCGCGCGGUGCCCGUCCCGCAGCCCCGCCGGUCUGACCUCUGUGUCGUGCCCAGUGACCCCAGAGCUGAAGGAGCGCAAGGAGGAUGCGAAAGCGAUGGAAGACGAAGGGCAGACGAAAAUCAAGCAGAGGAGGAGCCGGACGAAUUUCACCCUGGAGCAGCUGAACGAACUGGAAAGGCUUUUCGACGAAACCCACUACCCGGACGCGUUCAUGCGGGAGGAGCUGAGCCAGCGGCUGGGGCUCUCCGAGGCCAGGGUGCAGGUCUGGUUCCAGAACCGACGAGCCAAAUGCCGAAAGCAAGAAAACCAACUGCACAAAGGUAGCGGAGGAGGGGGGGGGGGGGGGGGGGGGGGGGGGGGGGGGGGGGCGAGGCGGCCGCUCGGGGGUCUCCGCCACGCCGCCCCGCUGUCCCCGCAGGUUCAGGCGCAGCUGCAGCUGGACAGCGCCGUGGCCCACGCGCAUCACCACCUGCACCCGCACCUCGCCCACGCUCCCUACAUGAUGUUCCCGGCCCCCCCCUUCGGGCUCCCGCUCGCCACCCUCGCCGAGUCCGCCUCCGCCGCCUCCGUGGUGGCCGCGGCCGCCGCCGCCAAGACCACCAGCAAGAACUCCAGCAUCGCAGACCUCCGCCUGAAGGCCAAGAAACACGCCGCUGCCCUGGGGCUGUGACCGCCCCCGCGCCGCUUUUUUUAAAAAGG